AUGGCUUCAAUGCUGUACGGCAAACCACAGCGAGUGCAACUUGCCCAAAAUAAAGAACGGCUGGAUGCCUACCCGUCUUUGUUUCACAGGGUCAAAAGAGGACGCCGCUCGAAUUUAGUUGAAUUAAAGGAAGGUGUACCAAUUACGUCUCUACCAAAAACAUUCCGCGAGGCAAUAGAAAUUGCAAAGUGGUUUGAAAUCACAUAUCUAUGGAUCGACUCCUUGUGCAUUAUACAGAACUCGAAUGAGGACUGGCAGAAGGAAGCAAUCACCAUGAAAGAUGUCUACAAAAAUGCUUUGCUGACAGUUGCGGCGACUGCAGCUUCAAACAGCUCAGUCGGCUGCUUUUUCGCACGCGAUCAAACAUUCUAUACUGGGAUCGAGGUACCCGUUGGUCGAGAUGGCCAAAUCAAUGACAACAUGGUAGUAUUUGACAAGUGGCUCUGGAUAGAUGGUAUCGGUAAAGCGCCGCUCAACACUCGGGCUUGGGUAGUUCAAGAGCGUCUUCUAUCGCGACGAGUGCUCCAUUUUGGAGCACAGCAAGUAUACUGGGAAUGCCUCGAGCUCGAUGCCUGUGAGACAUGCCCAAUGGGGCUCCCAAAGGCCCUCGAGGAGCUUCAACGUUUCAAAGGCAUCGGAUCUGCUUGCGUAAGAAGCCUUCAAUCCAGGAAAUACGAUAUCUUGUAUGGAAAGUGGGAGUGCAUAGUUAGCGCUUACACACAGAGCAACCUUACACGGAGCACAGAUAAGGUCAUUGCACUAGCUGGUAUUGCAGCUGAGAUGGCGCUCAUCUGGAAAGAUGAGUAUCUUGCGGGAUUGUGGCGUUCCUGUCUUCCGGAACAGCUCCUAUGGAAGGUAUCUCUAGAAAGCGCUGGAACUGGUAAAGACUCAUACGCAAGGCGGGCUUCGUACCCAAGAGCGCCUUCUUGGUCAUGGCUUUCUAUUGAUGGGCCAGUCGAUGUAGAUAGCUCCCAUGGCAGACCUGUGCUCAUUGAGAUCAUCCGUGCAGAGGCCCAGUGCCCCACGAACGCCGUUUUCACAGGUUCAAUAAGCCUUCGCGGAGUGCUGACGGAGGCCUUUUGUGAAGCCGACAAACACGGCUCUGUGAGGAUUAUCUUAGACGUUCCUCCUCCUGCGCGUAACCUCGCGUUUGGUGAACUUGAUGACAAGUAUGAGCCACCCCCUGAGAAGAUACUGUGCCUACCUAUCAACUCUAGCUAUUUCCAGAUGGACGGAGAGGACGUCAUGGUUCUUGAAGGGCUGAUCCUUUGUCCAUCAUCUAACAACGAAGCGGAGUAUAAACGAGUUGGAUGGUUCUCCGCUAACGGGUGGGAUCUUUGCGAGCUCAUUGCGGGAGGUCCUUGCACCGAGAGGGCGAUCGACCAGCAAAGUGAAAUUUCAGAAUCUACGGGAGACAUCGAGGGCGUGACGCAACACGAAAGUAGUUCAGCACGGUUAGAUGUCACGCUUCGCUACGCUUUGGAAGCCGUCUUCAUAGCUGCGAAUAGCGUCAGAGGAAAUGGCAGUGCAGUCUCUUUCUCUCCAAUGAUUGCAGACCAGCCCGAACCAAUCGGUCUCCGAUUGUAUCGGGAGUUGCAUGUCUUUGAUAGACUUAUCAUACCCUCUAGCAAGAUAUCCACUAAACAGAGCAAUCUGAUAAUCCGUCUGAGUCUACUUGAAGGCCUAGCAACACCCGAUACUCGGAAAAAUUCACACGACCCUCUUGGGAAGAUUGUACAUCUAAUGGACAUCAUGACCUGGCAGCAGCUAGAUACUAGAUUCAGGUACGCACUUAAGAGUUCUCAUCAAAAGUGGUGGUGGAAACACGUUGGGCAGGCUCUAGCUAUCUUUCUUGAGAAGUCUGACUAUGGAAAAAGCCACCAGGCAAACCAUCUCUCAUUCUUUGCAAAGGUCAUAGCCCUCAAUCUAGGUACUUCGCUUGAUGUACAGGCAGGCACAUGUCAGUGGUCGAGUUUUAUGACCGAUGAUGGAACGCCAAUUGAAUUGAGCUGGGAUUGGGGCACUCCUGAUGAGGCUCCAUGUAUACGCUAUUCCAUGGAAGCAGUUGGAGUAGAUGCUGGUACCGUCCAUGAUCCCUACAACUCGCACAUUCACGGAGACUUUUACAAACAGCUAGUCAGCUCAUCGUCCGAAAAACAUCUUCCAUGGUACGAACAUUUUGCACAAUAUUUUGGAUACACGACCACGACACAGGAAGCAAGCGAAGGUCAUCGCUCACGUACUUUCUAUGCGUUCGAUCUCGCCGAACAAGACUCGACAUGGAAGGCAUAUUUCUUCCCAGGUCCUAAAGCAGAGUCAUUGAAAAAAUCUAAUUUAGAGGUCAUUCGAGAGGCUAUCUCAACGGCUCCCUCUUGUCCAGCGGAGAGGCUGACAGCCCUGCAUCUAUUUCACGAUUGGGCUUCCUAA
Messenger RNA from Bacidia gigantensis, 2427 nucleotides. RefSeq lists its product as uncharacterized. The coding region runs from base 1 to 2427 and encodes 808 amino acids. The transcript is spliced from 3 exons. The record is from RefSeq and is a predicted model, not a curated record. NCBI's taxonomy places the organism in Eukaryota, Fungi, Ascomycota, Lecanoromycetes, Lecanorales, Ramalinaceae. Gene Ontology annotation, molecular function: transferase activity, transferring alkyl or aryl (other than methyl) groups. Gene Ontology annotation, biological process: alkaloid metabolic process.